AUGCCUGACCUGAAGCCCAUAUGGAGUCUAUGGGAUAUUUUCAAGAGGAAGACGAGAAACAGUCGAUCCAACAAUACAGACGAGCUGAAGCUCAAUAGUUUCAAAGGUGAGAUGAUCGAUCCGUUCCCACUUCUGAUCACUAACAGCCUGUGUUCCCUGCGCUUUACUGCACGCUUCAUGUCACCAUGGCAACAGGGUUCAGCGUUCAUGAUGGUGAACACAUCAGGCCGGGUCUCUGGUCAGCGAGCGCAGCUCUACAUGGCGCAGUUCAAAGAGAACGACACCCACUGCGUCAUAUUCGAGUAUUACAGCGCCGGUCGAGAGGGUUCGAGCCCUGGCCAGCUCCUCAUCUACGUCAAGGAGAACAACAGUCCUCUGGGCAUCGCCGUGUGGAACUCGUCCGGUCCGGCUCUGAAGAAAUGGCAGCAGGUUGAGCUGGCCAUCAGCACCUUCUGGCCCAAUUUCUACCAGCUGGUGUUUGAGGCGGUGGGGACCGGUGAACGGGGUCUGCUGGCCGUCAGAGGAAUCUCGCGUCAGGGUCAUCAGUGCACUAUAUUUGGUUUUAAGAGAGAAGUCGUGUCCUCAGCCGUUACUGAAAUAACUCACUCUGUUGCGGUUGUGUUUUAUUCUCAGGGUGGACGCGAGGCUCCUAUGAAGGACACCAAACCCGUGAACUCCAGACGCUACACUGCCACCUUUGACAUCGUCAACACCACCAAAAGAGACUCGGGCCGCUACCGCUGCAUCGUCCGCUCCGAGAAAGGAGUCGGAGUGUCCAGUUACGGAGUUCUGGUGGUCAAACAGCCUCCGAUCCCCAUCGCUCCUCCUCAGCUGACGGCGGUCGGCGCCACCUACCUGUGGAUCCAGCUCAACGCAAACUCCAUCAACGGCGACGGGCCGAUCGUGGAGAAGGAGGUGGAGUACCGCACGCUUUCCGGAAGCCUGAUCGACAGCCAGCCGGUCGACAAACCCAACCACAAGAUCGGCCACCUGGACCCCGACACCGAGUACGAGAUCAGCGUGCUGCUCACCAGACCCAACGAGGGCGGCACCGGGGCCCCGGGGCCCCCGCUCAGGGCCCGCACCAAGUGCGCAGAUCCCAUGCACGGCCCUCGGCGGCUGCAGGUCGUCGACAUCAAAUCCAAGCAGUUGACGGUGCGCUGGGAGCCGUUUGGAUACAACGUGACGCGCUGCUACAGCUACAAUCUGACGGUGCAGUACCGCUACACAGCUAACGGUAAAGAGGAGACGCACGAGGAGACGUGCUACGAUACUCUGAACGCCGCGCCGCAGCACACCAUCCGCAGCCUGCAGCCCUACACCAACGUCAGCAUUAAACUGCUGCUGCGCAACCGCGAGGGAGUCAAAGACAGCCAGGAGCUCCGUGUGCUGACCGACGAGGACGUUCCCGGCGCCGUUCCGCAGCAGUCCAUCCAAGGAAGCACGUACGAGGAGAAGAUCGCGCUCAGAUGGAGAGAACCGCUCCAGACGUACGGCAUAAUCAAACAGUAUGAAAUCUUCUAUAAGGCCGUCAGCUCCUUCGACCCUGAGUUUAAUCUGUCCAAUCAGAGCGGGAAGGUGCUGAAGCUCAGUAACGAGACGUCUCACGUCUUCACGGCUCUGUAUCCCGGAUCCACGUACUCCUUCACCAUCAGAGCCAGCACCGUCAAAGGAUACGGACCCCCCACCAUCACACAGUUCACCACCAAGAUCUCACCGCCGCAUAUGCCGGGAUACGAGCAGGAGACGCCGCUGAAUCAGACCGACAGGACCGACACGCUAGAUUGUGGUCGGGCGAUUCCUCUCAGUCUGAGUGAUUCUCAGCAGCACUUCAUGUGUGUUUGCGCUCGUGAUGAUAAUGUCUGCGGCUGCUUCAUUAUUCAGCAGAUGGUUCUGGUCGAGGGUCGCAGCUUGAGCGCGUAUGAGACGUUACCUACAGAUGAUGUGAUAUCAGAUGAACUUCGCUCGUCGUCGCUCAGUGAAUGUGAUGCUGAGAGUGCUUCGGUGGAUCGGCUGAAGCUGUGCAUCGUCUGCUCGUGUCUCAGAGACCAUAUCCUCGCUAAGACUCCGGCUCCGGCUUUCUUCAUCCGCCGGAGAAUUGCAGAGAAAAGCUCUUCGUAUUCCAUUAUUUCUCCUCCGUAUCAAGCUCUAGCCGCUGAGAUCCUGCGCUGUUACCCGAUUCCCAUCCACUUCCAGAACGCGUCCGUGCUGAACUCUCAGUAUUACUUCACCGCAGAGUUCCCAGCCGCUCGCAUCCAGACGCCGCUGCCCUUCACCGUCGGAGACAACCGCACCUACGACAGCUACUGGAACCUUCCUCUGCUGCCACACAAGAGCUACAGCGUCUACUAUCAGGCCGUCAGCACAGCCAACGGGGAAACUAAGAUCGAUUGUGUUCGCGUGGCCACUAAAGCUGCCAUUAUUGUGACUCAGCUCACCACGCCGUAUGUGCGUAUCGCACCCGCUGCCGGCGACAGCCAACUAACAGGUGCUACGACCCGGAAGCCUGAUGCCGUGGAACCCGAGAAACAGACGGAUCACACGGUGAAGAUCGCCGGCGUCAUCGCUGGCAUCCUACUCUUCGUCAUCAUCUUCCUCGGCGUGGUGCUGGUCAUGAAGAAACGGAAACUGGCGAAGAAGCGUAAGGAGACGCUGAGCAGCACGAGGCAGGAGAUGACGGUGAUGGUGAACUCCAUGGACAAGAGCUACGCUGAGCAGGGCACCAGCUGCGACGAGGCCAUUUCAUUCAUGGACACACACAACCUCAACGGACGCACUGUCUCCUCGCCGUCGUCCUUUACCCUGAAGACUAACACACUGAGCACCGCCGUGCCAAACUCCUACUAUCCAGGUAAAGCUCUACCCUUCGUGCCGACCGCAAUCUUAGACGAGAACCACACCAUGACAAGCGAGACCAGCAGCUUGGUUCAGUCGCACACUCACUCCUACAAGAAACGCGAGGCGGUGGAUGUCCCAUAUCAGACGGGACAGCUUCAUCCGGCCAUCCGUGUGGCCGAUCUUCUCCAGCACAUCACGCAGAUGAAGUGCGCCGAGGGUUACGGCUUCAAAGAGGAAUACGAGAGCUUCUUUGAAGGGCAGGCGGCGCCGUGGGACUCGGCCAAAAAAGACGACAAACCUGUGUGAGUGUACGAUCACUCGCGUGUGCGGCUGCAGCCUCUGGAGGGAGAGCAGAGCUCCGACUACAUUAAUGCAAAUUAUGUAGAUGGCUACCAUCGACCGAAUCACUACAUCGCCACACAAGGUCCGAUGCAGGAGACCAUCUAUGACUUCUGGAGGAUGGUGUGGCAGGAGAACACGGCAACUAUCGUCAUGGUUACCAAUCUGGUUGAAGUCGGCCGGGUGAAGUGCUGUAAGUACUGGCCCGACGACACUGAGAUCUACAGGGACAUGAAGGUGACGCUCAUCGAGACUCAGCUGCUGUCUGAAUACGUCAUUCGAACCUUCGCUGUGGAAAAGCGAGGAGCUCAUGAGAUCAGGGAGAUCCGUCAGUUUCAUUUCACCGGCUGGCCGGAUCACGGCGUCCCGUAUCACGCCACGGGGCUGCUGGGCUUCGUCCGCCGGGUCAAAGCCAAGAGUCCAGCCAACGCCGGCCCGAUGGUCAUCCACUGCAGCGCUGGAGCGGGACGCACCGGCUGCUUCAUUGUGAUUGACAUCAUGCUGGACAUGGCGGAGCGAGAAGGAGUCGUGGACAUUUACAACUGCGUGAGAGAACUGCGCUCUCGCAGGGUCAACAUGGUGCAGACGGAGGAGCAGUAUGUGUUUAUCCAUGAUGCCAUAUUGGAGGCGUGUCUUUGUGGCGACACCACGAUCCCGGCCAAUCAGCUUCGCUCUGUGUAUUAUGACAUGAACCGCUUGGACCCGCAGACCAACUCCAGCCAGAUCAAAGAGGAGUUCAGAACGUUAAACAUGGUGACGCCCACGCUGCGGGUGGAGGACUGCAGCAUCGCGCUGCUGCCGCGGAACCAUGAGAAGAACCGCUGUAUGGACGUUCUUCCUCCGGACCGCUGCCUGCCCUUCCUCAUCACCAUCGACGGAGAGAGCAGCAACUACAUCAACGCCGCGCUCAUGGACAGCUACAAGCAGCCGUCUGCGUUCAUCGUUACCCAGCAUCCUCUGCCCAACACCGUCAAAGACUUCUGGAGGCUGGCGCUGGACUAUCACUGCACGUCUAUAGUGAUGCUGAACGACGUGGAUCCCGCGCAGUUGUGUCCACAGUACUGGCCAGAGAACGGCGUCCAUCGGCACGGACCCAUCCAGGUGGAGUUUGUGUCUGCGGAUCUGGAGGAGGACAUCAUCAGCAGGAUCUUCCGCAUCUAUAACGCGGCACGGCCGCAAGAUGGGUACCGGAUGGUGCAGCAGUUCCAGUUUCUGGGCUGGCCGAUGUACCGCGACACUCCCGUCUCCAAACGCUCCUUCCUCAAACUCAUCCGACAGGUGGACAAAUGGCAGGAGGAGUACGACGGAGGAGAGGGACGCACCGUCGUGCACUGCCUUAACGGCGGCGGCCGCAGCGGCACGUUCUGUGCCAUCAGUAUCGUGUGUGAGAUGUUGUGUCACCAGCACUCGGUGGACGUCUUUCACGCCGUUAAAACACUGAGAAACAACAAACCCAACAUGGUGGAUCUGCUGGAUCAGUAUAAGUUCUGCUAUGAGGUGGCACUGGAAUACUUGAAUUCUGGGUAAUGUGAGCGUAAGCUGCUCUGAUGUCUCACCUUCCCCGGACACUGAAACACACGACGGCUGAAACUGGAGCAGAAACACACGAGCCGAACCGAACCGAUGUUUCCCUGCACUCGCCUCACGAUUAUCUCCAUCCGCUCGUGUCUUCUGUUCCUCAACACGUUUCUUGCCGUCGUCUCCUCAUCAGACGAGUGUCUUCAUGUUUGUGUGGAAUGCACAUCACGUGGAUGUUGAUUUUAUCAUUGUUUUUAUGAACUCCAGGCGUCUGGCAUGUACAGUCGAUCAUGCGUGGCAUUAAAGCGCUCAUAUUAACGCGUGUUUCUGCCCUCUCUGUGGUUGUGUUUGUGUGGAACGAUGGAAAAACUGCUGAAACGUCCCGUCCCAAGAUCCAAAGCUUGUGUUCGUGAUCAUUUCUUUUGUUUAUACUGUAAAUAGAUGAAGUUCACCAGAUAAUUUAUUCAUUGACAGAUUUUUGUGAAGCACACUGAGUGACAAUCAUGUUUUAAUUUGGUCAUUAUUAUCAUACGGACUCCACAUAUAAUAGUGACCAGAUUGUAUUGUUAACUUUUUAUUUAUCUGGUAUGAAAACAAAAAACAAAAUCAAACCUAUAAAUGCAUAUCUAUAU
Molecule: messenger RNA, 5327 nt
Organism: Sinocyclocheilus rhinocerous
Lineage: Eukaryota; Metazoa; Chordata; Actinopteri; Cypriniformes; Cyprinidae
Product: protein tyrosine phosphatase receptor type M
Exons: 35
Biological process (GO): protein dephosphorylation
Cellular component (GO): membrane
Molecular function (GO): protein binding; protein tyrosine phosphatase activity
Source: RefSeq, a predicted model, not a curated record